Messenger RNA from Myotis lucifugus (little brown bat), 7353 nucleotides. It is a transcript of the gene SLK, whose product is annotated as STE20 like kinase. Gene Ontology annotation, molecular function: protein binding; protein serine/threonine kinase activity; ATP binding. NCBI's taxonomy places the organism in Eukaryota, Metazoa, Chordata, Mammalia, Chiroptera, Vespertilionidae. Gene Ontology annotation, biological process: protein phosphorylation. The transcript is spliced from 19 exons. The coding region runs from base 239 to 3934 and encodes 1231 amino acids. The record is from RefSeq and is a predicted model, not a curated record.
GGACAAGGCGCCCACCGCCGGCCGCGGGCGGGCUCGGCGAAGGGACCGGCCGCGCAGCGCCCCCCCCACCCCCGCUCCCACCCCGUGGGUCGGAGCCCGAGUCGCGCCCGCCUUCCCCGGGACGCCCAGCCGAAGCGGCGGGAGCCAGGAGAGCCCGCGCGGGAGAAGAGGGAGGAGAAACUUUGCCUUUUAUUGUUGUUUUAGUCCUUAAGUGCCAGGAACUCUGUUGGGAGGAAAAAUGUCCUUCUUCAAUUUCCGUAAGAUCUUCAAGUUGGGGAGCGAGAAGAAGAAGAAGCAGUACGAACAUGUGAAGAGGGACCUGAACCCUGAGGAGUUUUGGGAAAUUAUAGGAGAAUUGGGCGACGGAGCCUUUGGGAAAGUGUACAAGGCCCAGAAUAAAGAGACCAAUGUUUUAGCUGCUGCAAAGGUGAUUGACACCAAAUCUGAAGAAGAACUUGAAGAUUACAUGGUUGAAAUUGAUAUUUUAGCAUCUUGUGAUCACCCAAAUAUAGUCAAACUUCUAGAUGCCUUCUAUUAUGAGAACAAUCUUUGGAUCCUCAUUGAAUUUUGUGCAGGUGGAGCAGUGGAUGCUGUGAUGCUUGAACUUGAGCGACCAUUAACUGAGUCCCAAAUACAAGUAGUUUGUAAACAGACCUUAGAGGCAUUGAACUACUUACAUGAUAAUAAAAUCAUCCACAGAGAUCUAAAGGCUGGCAACAUUCUUUUUACCCUAGAUGGAGAUAUUAAGUUGGCGGAUUUUGGAGUAUCAGCUAAAAACACAAGGACAAUUCAAAGAAGAGAUUCCUUUAUUGGCACACCAUAUUGGAUGGCUCCUGAGGUAGUCAUGUGUGAAACAUCGAAGGACAGACCCUAUGACUACAAAGCUGAUGUUUGGUCCCUGGGUAUCACUUUAAUAGAAAUGGCUGAGAUAGAACCACCACAUCAUGAAUUAAACCCAAUGCGGGUGCUGCUAAAAAUAGCAAAAUCUGAGCCUCCUACAUUAGCACAACCAUCAAAAUGGUCUUCGAAUUUUAAGGACUUUCUAAAGAAAUGCUUGGAAAAAAAUGUGGAUUCCAGGUGGACAACAUCUCAGCUACUACAGCAUCCUUUUGUUACUGUGGAUUCCAACAAACCAGUCCGAGAAUUGAUUGCAGAGGCAAAGGCUGAAGUAACAGAAGAAGUUGAAGAUGGUAAAGAGGAGGAGGAGGAUGAAGAAACAGAAAAUUCUCUGCCAAUACCUGCAAGUAAGCGUGCCUCCUCUGACCUCAGCAUUGCCAGCUCUGAAGAAGAUAAACUUUCACAAAAUGCUUGUAUUUUGGAAUCUGUCUCAGAAAAAACAGAACGUAAUACUCCUGAAGAUAAAUUUAACAGCAGAGUUCUUAAUGAAAAACCCACUACUGAAGAGCCUGGAAAAGCUGUGGAGGGUAUUGAUGAACAUUUAGGAGCUAUGGAUGAACUCCAUACUAGAACAAUAAUAAUCAAGGAAAAUGGGAAAGAGGAGAAGAGACCCAAGCUUGAAAAUCUGCCUGACACAGAAGACCAAGAAAGAGUAGACAUGAAGUCAAUCAACGAAGGAAAAGAGAGUAAUAUGAUAACUGUAGAAACAAAUAUUGAACAGAGUCUGAAACCUGAGGAAGAAAGGGAUCAGGAAAAGCAACAGAUAUUUGAAAAUAAGGUUAUAAAAUCUGAAGAAGAAAUUAAAGAUAUUACUAUUCAAACAAUGGAUUUAGUUUCUCAAGAGACUGGAGAAAAAGAGGCAGAUAUUCAAACAGUUGACAAUGAAGUUGAGCUUACAAAAGAAGACACCCAAGAGAAUUUGGGAAAAGAUGAGAAAAUGAAAAAAGAUGUGAUCAGUGAUACAAGUAAUGCAAUAGGAACAAGUGAGGCCAUAGAUGUUGCUCAGAAGGCAGUUGAAAACAAAGCUAAGGACGCUCAGAGUAAUGAUGGGAAAGAAAUGGUUGAAGCAGGUCAGGAAUUAGCAAGUAAACCCAUUGAGGGUCCUGAGGUUGGUGGUACUGAGGAAGUUUCUCUUAGAGAAAUAGUUGAAACUAAUGAGAUAGAUCAAAAAUCUAUAGAAGGCAAAGGCGAGAAACAGUUAAUCAGCAGUUCCGAGAACAUAGUGGAGACCACUGAGGAACCCAGGACAAAUGAAGUUGAAAUUACUGAGUCAAGUAGCACUGAAGAAAUAGAAGUCAGAAGUGCAGUGAUUCAUACUGAAGAAAAGGCUUCAGGAAGUGAAACACAGGAUGCUCAUGAAGCCACUACUCUGACAGAAUCAGAGCAAAAAGAGAUUCCAUGUGAAGUGCCAAUUAAAACAGAACCUGACGUUACUGCCACUUCACAGCCUGUUCCAAUACCUAGUAUUAAUAUCAACUCUGAUGGUGCAGAAAAUAAAGGGGAAAUAGGUGCUUUAUCAAAAAUUGAAACCACGUUGCUACCAGAAUCUGAGAUUCAAAAGGAAAAUGAUACUGAUUCAGGCACUGGUUCUACUGCUGAUAAUAGCAGCAUUGACUUGAAUUUGUCCAUCUCUAGCUUCCUAAGCAAAACUAAAGACAGUGGAUCAAUAUCUUUACAAGAAACAAGAAGACAAAAGAAAACAUUGAAGAAAACACGCAAAUUUAUUGUUGAUGGUGUAGAAGUGAGUGUAACAACAUCAAAGAUAGUUACAGAUAGUGAUUCCAAAACUGAAGAAUUGAGGUUUCUUAGACGCCAGGAACUUCGGGAAUUAAGAUUUCUUCAAAAAGAAGAGCAAAGAGCCCAACAACAGCUCAAUAGCAAACUGCAGCAACAGCGAGAGCAAAUCUUCCGGCGCUUUGAGCAAGAAAUGAUGAGCAAAAAGCGACAAUAUGACCAAGAAAUUGAGAAUCUAGAAAAACAGCAGAAACAGACUAUUGAACGUCUAGAACAAGAACACACAAAUCGCUUGCGAGAUGAAGCCAAACGCAUUAAAGGAGAACAAGAGAGAGAAUUGUCCAAAUUUCAGAAUAUAUUGAAGAACCGAAAAAAGGAGGUUAUAAAUGAAGUGGAGAGUGCACCCAAAGAGCUGAGAAAAGAGCUCAUGAAACGCAGGAAAGAGGAGCUUGCACAAACCCAGCAUGCUCAGGAACAAGAGUUUGUUCAGAAGCAACAACAAGAAUUAGAUGGCUCUCUGAAGAAGAUCAUCCAGCAGCAGAAGGCAGAGUUAGCCAAUAUUGAGAGAGAGUGCCUGAAUAACAAGCAGCAACUCAUGAGAGCUCGAGAAGCUGCAAUUUGGGAGCUUGAAGAACGACACUUACAAGAAAAACACCAGCUGCUCAAACAGCAACUUAAAGAUCAGUAUUUCAUGCAAAGACAUCAGUUACUGAAGCGCCAUGAGAAGGAAACAGAACAAAUGCAGCGUUACAAUCAACGACUUAUUGAGGAAUUGAAAAACAGACAGACUCAAGAAAGAGCAAGACUGCCUAAGAUUCAACGUAGUGAAGCCAAGACUCGAAUGGCCAUGUUUAAGAAAAGUUUGAGAAUUAAUUCAACGGCCACACCAGAUCAGGACCGGGAAAAAAUUAAACAGUUUGCUGCUCAAGAAGAAAAGAGGCAGAAAAAUGAGAGGAUGGCUCAGCAUCAAAAACAUGAAAAUCAAAUGCGGGAUCUUCAGUUGCAGUGUGAAGCCAAUGUCCGAGAGCUGCAUCAGCUGCAGAAUGAAAAAUGCCAUCUAUUGGUUGAGCAUGAGACUCAGAAACUAAAGGAGUUAGAUGAGGAGCACAGCCAGGAAUUAAAGGAAUGGAGAGAGAAAUUGAGACCUAGGAAAAAGACACUGGAAGAAGAAUUUGCCAGGAAACUGCAGGAACAGGAAGUGUUCUUUAAAAUGACUGGGGAGUCUGAAUGCCUUAACCCAUCAACACAGAGCCGAAUUUCCAAAUUCUAUCCUAUCCCUAGCUUGCAUUCCACUGGAUCGUAACAAUGGGAAGUAUUCUGUGGUCUAGUUUGGCUUUUGAAAUAUGUCAUUUUGUUCUCUUCAUCUUCUGCCACAGUCUACAUUAGAGAGUGCAUGAAGACAAUCACCUGCCUCACCUUCUAGGAGUUUUUUUGUUUGUUUUGUUUAUUUAGCAAAGAUGAAGGGAAAGGAACUAAGACAGAUGCUGGGCCAUGUUGGCAUAGAAGCAUUUUGCAGUAAUUCCCUAAGGUGAUUUUGUAUAUUAAUCUUAAAGAUUGUGUUCUUUAGAUGCUGGUACCUAAAAAAACUCUUAGAAAUAUAAUGUUUAAAGUUAUUUUAAAAAACCUGUUAUUUCACUGAGUAUUAGUAAAUAUCUUUUUCUCAAUGAUGCCUGAAUUCUGUAGUUGGAACUCUGCUGUAGAGAGUUGGAAUAAUUUUCUUUUGGUGAAUCAGCUCUCAUGAAAAACCUAGGAAUUGCUCAAAAUAUAAUACUGAUUCAUUAAAUCAAUUUUAUCUUUAAAAUAUCAACAAACUCUUUUAAAAGAGAAAAAAUAUUUCAGUAAUCUAAUAUAAUUACCUGUUUAGGCCUGAGCUAGUAUUCAAGGGUGCUAGUUUUAUUAAGAUAGUGCUUAAAACACUAAAUUUCAGUUGAGUCCAAAAUGGGAUUUUCUUUUUUAAUUCAACAGGGACAAAACAUCCUUAGCAUUAAGCAUUAUAAUUUUUAAAAUCUUGGUACUUUUACCAUUUGAUAAAAAUUUUCAUCCUAAACGUGGUGUACAUGGUUGAAAACAUGAAAAAAAAGAGAAUUUUUAGAUGUCCAAAUUGGAAAUGUAUUCACCAAAUUAAAAAAAAAAAAAGAUUUAGCUUUCCCAGCUUAUUUUUUAAAAUAAUACAUGAGCUAGUUAAAUGACUUUUCCCAUCUCAACAAAUUCUGUUCAUUGAAAACUGUCAGAGGCCUUCUGGCUGAGUUAUAUUUAUAAAUGUAUUUUCUAAAAUUGAUUUUAAAAGAGGCAUUUAUUCAGAAUACUUUUUUUAAAAAUUAAGUAAAAUAUUUAGGCAAAUGUUGGAAAUGACUUAGUUGUUUUGAAAUAGUCAUUUAUAUUUUGGUUUUAUUUUGUUCCAUGCUUAAAUUAUUUGAGUGGGAAAGCCUGAAACCUUUAUCCAUGUGGUUGCUGAUAUGUGUAAUUAUUAAUGAAAUGAUCACUCCUAGUCCCUCUUGAGGCUUAAAAUUUCAAGCAUGUGUCAGGUCAAACAGUAUUAUGAACUGUACUGUGCUGUGUGAGACAGUAAGUGAUGCUGCCUGCCAUUUGCAACCUUUUCUCUUUUAAGAGUACCAGGUACCAAAUUGUACAAGUUUCAGUUUUUGUUACAUUACAUUUGAUGCUGAUGAAAAUUUAAAUGUAACUGUGGGAACACUUAUUAAGGAAAUGUAAAUAUCUGUAGCACUUUCUUGCAGUUAAUUUGAAAACUUUGAAUGCUGAACCUUAUUUUGUUAGUGGUUUAGAUGAUUUAAAUGCAUGUAUGAUUUUCAUUUUGUAAUUAUUUUGACAAGCAUAAUUUACUUUGACAACUUUGUAGGUAGCCUUAACUUCUGGCCAAGUUUGUUUUUAUAUAUAUAUAAAAAAAAAUAUAUAUAUAUAUACACAUAUAUAUAUUAUGUAUGGUUGUAAAUUCAUACACUUAUCACAUGAAUGUGUUACUGUAUACAAAACUCCUUUAAUGCUUUAUUCUCAAAUGCUGGGUUGAAAAAUGUUUUGAAAGCCUUUUAAAAUAUAUAUCUUUAUAAAGUAAUAUUCAGGAUGAUGGAAAUUGUUUAUAUUAUGAUAAAAAUGACAGUAUAAAGUUACUCAGUGUAUUUAAUGAUUUAUUUUAAGAGGGAAAGAGGAGGAAUGCUCUCCUUUGAAAUUUUCAGUGGACAUUUUUUUAGUAUCAUUUAAAUUAUAUUCUGUAUGCUAAAUAGUUUGUGGCACAUAAUUCAUUUUGGUCUGAAUAUUUGAUUCUUUUUAUUCCUUUCAACUUGACAUUCAGAGUAUUGAGUAAAGGAAAGAGGUUCAGAGUAGAACGGUUGACACUCUGGUAAGUUUAUUUGCAACUGUUGGUAUCUCCCUUAAAACUGCCCUUUGGAUUCAGUAUUUAUGCUUGAGUCUUCUUUCAAAUAUGACCAUAUUCAUGUGUCUGCAGGACUACAGAGUGAUACAUAUAUAGAGGUGAAACAUUCAUUUUAAUACUUAAAGUUACAUAAAUCUUUUCAAAAAGUGUUUUGUUACAGAAUAUGCUGUUUGUACCCAUCCGUGCCCAUUUCUUCUUAGGCCCUGUAUUCAAAUAAAUAAUAGUGAUCUUUCUUUCUUGCAUGUAGUGUAGCUGGGCAGUGGGGGAGGGGCACAGACUUCUUUGAAAUCAAAGAGUACAGUCAAAUCCAUUCCUGAUUUGGUUGUUGUUGCUGUGGCAGAAUGUGCUGUGAAAUGCAUAAAAGAAAUUGUUCAUAUAUGUACCCUAAUUGCUCACCCUCCCCUCUUCUCCCUGUGUGCUGUAGACACACCAGACCGUCACACUUCUGCAGGUCUAGCUUUUAGAGCUCGUUGCACCAGGUUGCCUUUCCUAGUCCUGUCAAUCCAUAGUUGAGUGAAUUGCUGAAUUAGCUGCUAUAUUAUGUGGAGUCACAAUUAAGCUUUUUCUUACCCUUUUCUAUGGGGAAGCUAUAGGGUGGGUCAGGAGGAAAUUGAGUGCUUAUACUUUGCUGAAAAUAUUAGAACUUUCCUCUAACAGGAUACAGCAAAUUGUAGUUAAAUAUAAACCAGAACCAGAGCUACCUCUAAGUAGUGUUUCCUCAAGCACAAAGCUCUCAGGCAUAUGAGACCCACUUUAAUGGAGGGUCUCUGAUUUCUCAAGCAUCAGCGAAUUUCAGAAGUAACUGUCUUUUGUACUCUUCUAAGUUCCCUUGUAACUACACACUUUUCCCAUUCCACACUGUGCUUAAAUGACAGUCUCUUCUGAGAAGCCAAAUUCUGUCAAAUGAUUAGCUAGAGAUAGUAUUAAAGGAAACCUAGAACUGAGGUGAAAGGGAGAAUUAGUUCUAGUGCUAAUAGUCUUCUGAUUAAAUAAAUCAAUUCUUUUCUGGGAAAUGUUCUUUUCUGGGAAAUGGGAUAUUUUAAAUGCUUAAGUUUAAGGCACAACAGUUAAUGCCUCUGUUGUUGCUUUUCUGUGGCUGACAUGGUUUUGAUAUAGCUUUACACUUUCUGCUACUAAGCUUCGGGUAGAAUGUUAUACCAGUUUUAAAUGUUGGCUGCAGCUUUUUGUGAUCCUUCUUUGAUUUGCAGUGUAAUAACUUCACAAACUAAAUUUUCAAAAUUUUGUUCCAGAUUAUGCCUCUUGUCUACUUGGGAGCAAUGUGUCUUUUCAAUCAUGGGAUUGACAAAUGAAAAAUAAAGUUGUUUCUUAAUCUA